Molecule: messenger RNA, 3633 nt
Organism: Manihot esculenta (cassava)
Lineage: Eukaryota; Viridiplantae; Streptophyta; Magnoliopsida; Malpighiales; Euphorbiaceae
Product: receptor-like kinase TMK3
Exons: 2
Coding region: 527-3400 (957 amino acids)
Biological process (GO): protein phosphorylation
Molecular function (GO): protein kinase activity; ATP binding; protein binding
Source: RefSeq, a predicted model, not a curated record
UAACAUCCAAGUCUUCAUCAGAAAACUAAUUAAUAAUCUCCAUCUCCAUGUGUAAAAUCACUCCUAGGCUUUAGCUUCAGCUCUUCUUACAAUGUCUGAAAGACGAAAAUACCCUUUAUGGGCAUCUGAUGAUGUUCCAGUUCUCUCUUCUGUUGAGUGCCAUGUGUGUCAAAAUACUUUCCAGAAUUAUAUCUAAGUACGGAUCAUUUUCCAUUCCUAACUCUUUUGAAUUUUUUUCAAUUUCCUACAUUUUCUUCCUCUUCUUCAAUUCUGUGCUUAUCUUCAUUCUUCAAAGAUCCCAACUUUAUUGCUUUCUCUUUGCCUUUGAAGCUUCAAUCUCUGUCCCUCUCUCUCGUUGGUCACCACUGUCAAGGAAUCACUCUUCCAUGCAGGCUAAAUUUUGAGUUUUUUACUUUGUUUUUGGCCACUUCCAUGCAAGAUUUGAAAUGGGUAUUUCAAGAACAAGCCAGUGAUGCUAAAACGAAGCUCUUCUUCUCUUUCUUGCUAUGGUUGUUGAUGAAGCAAAAUGCAACUCUGCAGAUCUGCUACCAUGAGAAACAGCCCCAUAAAGCUUGUUUUAGCACUGUAUUGUCUUGUUUCUGUGGUUUAUAGUGAUACAGAUCCCAAUGACUGGACUAUUCUCAAAGCAUUCAGAGAUGGGUUAGAGAAUCCAGAACUCUUGGAGUGGCCUGCUAAUGGUAAUGACCCAUGUGGCCAAUCUUGGAACCAUGUUCACUGUGUCAAUUCGAGGGUUUCUCAGAUUCAGGUUCAAAAUAUGAGUUUGAAAGGCACUUUGCCUCAGAAUCUCAACCAGCUCAUCAUGCUUGAAAACUUAGGCCUUCAGAGGAACCAAUUUACUGGACCUUUACCAUCCUUCAGUAGGUUAUCGAAACUACAGUAUGCUUAUUUGGAUUACAAUCAGUUCGAUGCUAUCCCAUCUGAUUUCUUCGUAGGUUUAGAGAGCUUGCAAAUCUUGGCAUUGGAUAACAACCCUUUAAAUGCCACUACAGGGUGGAUGUUCCCGAAAGAUUUGCAAGGUUCUUCACAACUGACCAAUCUUUCUUGUAUAAAUUGCAAUUUGGCUGGUCCACUUCCUGAUUUUCUGGGAAGCUUGUUAUCUCUGCAGAAUCUGAAACUCUCAGGCAAUAGUUUAUCAGGAGAACUUCCACCAAGCUUUAAAGGUGGCAUGUCUCUCCAGAAUCUAUGGCUAAAUGAUCAAAAAGGUGGUGGCUUGAGUGGUACAAUUGAUGUGGUAGCAACUAUGGAAUCUGUAACUGUUCUGUGGCUUCAUGGGAAUCAAUUCACAGGUAAAAUUCCAGAGAGCAUUGGUAAUUUGACUCUUUUGAAGGAUCUCAAUCUCAAUACUAAUAGACUUGUUGGAUUAGUUCCUGAUAACUUGAAAAACAUGCCAUUACAGCAUUUAGAUUUGAACAAUAAUCAGUUAAUGGGUCCAACUCCAAUGUUUAAAGCAGCUAAGGUGUCUUGCAGUUCAAAUUCCUUUUGUCUGUCAACUCCAGGGGUUCCUUGUGCCCCAGAAGUUAUGGCACUGUUAGAGUUUCUUGAUGGAUUGAAUUAUCCUCCUAGGCUUGUUUCUUCAUGGAUUGGCAAUGAUCCAUGUUCAUCAUGGCUUGGGGUGACUUGUAAUUCCAAUAAGGUUUAUUCCAUUUCUUUGCCUAAAUAUAAUCUUAGUGGUACCUUGAGUCCUUCAGUUGCAAAACUAGAUUCUCUUCAGCAUAUCAAUCUUGGGGGCAACAGUCUUAGCGGUCCUGUUCCAGCUAACUGGACUGCCUUGACCUCUUUGAAAACUUUGGAUCUCAGUAGCAACAACAUUUCACCUCCAUUUCCAAGAUUCCCUACUACUGUUGAUGUAGUCAUUGAUGGGAAUCCUCUAUUAACAGGUGGUAAGCCAGAUCAAUCCCCUAAUAAAAAUCCUUCUUCUGGGAGUUUUGAUUCACCUAAGUCUCCAUCACAAACCAAAGGCACAAAUUCUAAUCCUGGUGAUUCUGUAGAAUCAGCAAAACAGAAAAGCAAGAGGUCUACAUUUGUUGCCAUUGUUGCUCCUGUUGCAAGUGUUGCAUUUGUUGCUGUUUUGAUCAUUCCUCUAUCCAUUUACUAUUCUAAGAAGAGAAAAGACAGGUUCCAGGCUUCAAGUUCUCUAGUCAUUCACCCAAGAGAUCCAUCUGAUUCUGACAACACGUUGAAGAUUGUUGUUGCCAAUAACACCAAUGGAAGCACUUCAACAAUUACAGGGAGUGGUUCUGCAAGCAGAGAUAGUAGUGGUAUUGGUGAGUCUCAUGUCAUUGAAGCAGGAAAUCUAGUCAUAUCAAUUCAAGUUCUUCGAAACGUGACAAAGAACUUUUGCCCGGAGAAUGAGCUUGGCCGAGGUGGCUUUGGAGUGGUUUAUAAAGGGGAAUUGGAUGAUGGGACAAAAAUAGCAGUAAAAAGAAUGGAAUCUGGUGUGAUUAGCAGCAAAGCCUUGGAUGAAUUCCAGGCUGAGAUUGCUGUUCUUUCAAAGGUUCGACAUCGUAAUUUAGUAUCACUCUUGGGUUAUUCAAUUGCAGGCAAUGAGAGAAUCCUUGUUUAUGAGUAUAUGCCUCAAGGAGCUCUCAGUAAGCAUCUCUUCCAUUGGAAGAGCUUGAAAUUGGAGCCCCUUUCUUGGAAAAGGAGGCUAAAUAUUGCUUUGGAUGUUGCUAGAGGAAUGGAAUAUCUUCACAAUCUAGCUCACAGAAGUUUCAUUCACAGAGAUCUUAAAUCAUCAAAUAUCUUACUUGGUGAUGAUUUCAGGGCAAAAGUUUCAGAUUUUGGAUUGGUGAAACUUGCUCCUGAUGGGGAGAAAUCUGUAGUGACCAGGCUUGCUGGAACUUUUGGAUACUUGGCUCCAGAAUAUGCCGUGACGGGAAAAAUCACAACCAAGGCUGAUGUCUUCAGUUUCGGGGUAGUGUUAAUGGAGCUGUUGACUGGGUUGAUGGCGCUCGAUGAGGACAGACCAGAGGAAAGUCAGUACUUAGCUGCAUGGUUCUGGCAUAUCAAAUCAGAUAAAGAGAAACUCAGGGCUGCCAUUGAUCCUGCCCUUGAUGUCAAAGAUGAAACAUUUGAGAGUAUUUCCACCAUUGCCGAACUUGCUGGGCACUGCACAGCAAGAGAGCCUAAUCAAAGGCCGGAUAUGAGCUAUGCAGUGAAUGUACUAGCCCCUCUUGUCGAUAAAUGGAAACCAUUGGAUGAUGAUACAGAAGAAUAUUGUGGUAUUGAUUAUAGCCUUCCACUUAACCAGAUGGUGAAAGGCUGGCAAGAAGCUGAAGGGAAAGAUUUCAGUUAUGUGGACUUAGAAGACAGCAAGAGUAGUAUCCCAGCAAGGCCAACAGGCUUUGCUGAGUCUUUCACUUCUGCAGAUGGUCGGUAAAAGAGGUGUUUUUUUCGCUGCCUUUCUUUAUCGGUUGUUCUUUCUGUUGGCUUAGAUAGCAUUGUUCUGUUGUUUCCGUUUCUGAAUUUUAAUGUCAAAUAUGCUGUAGUGUGCAAUCUAAACUUUCAAGAGCUCUCAUGUAGGCUUUGGAUUUUCAGUUGUGAUAUUGCCAUUGGUGAUGUAGAUAGAGAACAAUGAUAAAUGCAAACUUCUUGUUUGAUUAUUAUUUCUUA